This is a messenger RNA of Meloidogyne enterolobii, 444 nucleotides long. NCBI's taxonomy places the organism in Eukaryota, Metazoa, Nematoda, Chromadorea, Rhabditida, Meloidogynidae. The record is from the annotation of a GenBank genome assembly.
UUCUACAAGAGAAAGGUAGUUGUUUUUAGUUUAGUGGUUAUGGUGUGUGUCUAUACGGAGAAGGUUGUGGUUCGAACCUGUUUGGAUAUUUUUGAUUUGUCGUUAACGUCAGCCUAUGAAGAAAGCUUAGUUAAACCAGUUCUGCUACUGAAUCUGUGUACUAUGUUGAUUAAAAAAUGUCUGAGGCUGAAUUUCGAUUUUUUUGAAAAAAUUUUUAGUGAUUUAUUUUUAAAUUUGAAUGUUGAUUCUGUAAAAGUUACUUCAGAUGAAAUUGUGGUUAAUGGCAAAAAUACUAGGGAAAUAAGAGGUCAGGGUUGUGUGCCAAAAUUUUCUCGUGGCGUGACAAACGUCAAUUCUCAAAUCAUUAAAACACGCCAAAAUUGGCCAAAAAUCACACCAAACAGCAAGAACUAUAAAGAGAAAAUUUUUAAUUUUUUAGAUUGA